CAUAAUCAUCAGCAACAAUAUCAAUAUAUUCAUCAAUCCGACAUUCCUAACAACACUGUUACUAUUACUCCUGACAACAAUUAUCAACAAUCCAUGUCCAACAAUAACGUUAAUAUUUCUACUGAUAAUAAUCAUCACGUUUCAAACAAUAUUCCUCAUAAUAACAUUCAGCAGCAAUCCACGUUCAAUAACGUUUCACCUCCGCAACAAAAUCAACCUAGUGAUUCAUCUCAAUCUAAUAUCCUUCCUUUGCUUAAUUCGUUUGGUAUUAAUAUUAGUUCUCCUCAGGCGACUAUUAUUAUUAUGCCUACAACUAAUUCGGAUAUUCAAAAUCAGCUUCAGCAAGUUCUUGCUUAUUUGAAUCGUUAGUAAAGUUAUUACUGUCGCGGUAGAAAUACAUAGUAUGAC
This is a messenger RNA of Rhizophagus irregularis DAOM 181602=DAOM 197198, 408 nucleotides long. RefSeq lists its product as uncharacterized. The record is from RefSeq and is a predicted model, not a curated record. Lineage: Eukaryota; Fungi; Glomeromycota; Glomeromycetes; Glomerales; Glomeraceae.